AUGGCUGAUGACAAUGGGUCCCAGGGAAGAGAAAGGAAGCAGGAAUUGUUUUUUGCAUUUGAAAUCCCCACCCAACACCCAGGCAGCCCAUUAUUAGAACUGAAACCGCAAGGCCGAAUGCUAAUGAACGCAAGAUACUUUCUGGAGAUGAGUGACACGAGGAACCUGAGUGAAUUGGAGACGGAAGGCUUCUUUGCUCUACAUCAACGCCGAGGAGCCAUCAAGCAGGCCAAAGUCCACCAUGUCAAGUGUCAUGAGUUCACUGCCACCUUCUUCCCACAACCCACUUUCUGCUCUGUUUGCCAUGAGUUUGUCUGGGGUCUGAACAAGCAGGGUUACCAGUGCCGGCAAUGCAACGCAGCAAUCCACAAGAAGUGUAUUGACAAAGUCAUAGCUAAGUGCACAGGAUCCGCUGUCAAUAGUCGGGAAACCAUGUUCCACAAGGAGCGGUUCAAAAUCGACAUGCCGCAUCGAUUUAAAGUCUACAAUUACAAGAGCCCAACGUUCUGUGAGCACUGUGGGACCCUGUUGUGGGGACUGGCGAGGCAAGGGCUGAAGUGUGACGCAUGUGGCAUGAACGUGCAUCACAAGUGCCAGACAAAGGUGGCCAACCUGUGUGGCAUCAACCAGAAGCUAAUGGCUGAAGCCCUGGCAAUGAUUGAGAGCACUCAACAGGCUCGCUGCUUACGAGAUACUGAGCAUAUCUGCAGAGAAGGUCCAGUUGAAAUUGGUCUCCCGCGUUCCACGAAAGAUGAAACAAAGCUGCCAUACUUACCAGCACCAGGGAAAAAAGAGCCCCAAGGAAUCUCCUGGGAUUCUCCAAUGGACGGGAUGGAUAAAAUGUGCCUACUUCCAGAACCUGAACUGAGCACAGAAAGACCAUCUCUACAUAUCAAGCUGCAAAUUGAGGAUUUUAUAUUGCACAAAAUGUUGGGGAAAGGAAGCUUUGGCAAGGUCUUCCUAGCAGAGUUCAAGAAAACCAACCAGGUUUUUGCAAUAAAAGCCUUAAAGAAAGAUGUGGUCUUGAUGGACGACGAUGUGGAGUGUACGAUGGUGGAGAAGAGAGUCCUCUCGCUGGCCUGGGAGCAUCCGUUUUUAACGCACAUGUUUUGUACAUUCCAGACCAAGGAAAAUCUCUUUUUUGUGAUGGAGUAUCUCAACGGCGGAGACUUGAUGUACCACAUUCAGAUCUGCCACAAGUUUGAUCUCUGCCGAGCAACGUUUUAUGCUGCUGAAAUUAUUCUGGGUCUGCAGUUCCUUCAUUCCAAAGGAAUCGUCUACAGGGACUUGAAGCUAGAUAAUAUCCUGUUGGACAAAGACGGGCAUAUUAAAAUCGCGGACUUUGGGAUGUGCAAGGAAAAUAUGCUGGGAGAUGCGAGGACAAACACUUUCUGCGGGACCCCGGACUACAUCGCCCCCGAGAUCCUGCUGGGGCAGAAAUACAGCCAUUCUGUCGACUGGUGGUCCUUUGGCGUCCUCCUGUACGAAAUGCUCAUGGGCCAGUCACCGUUCCAUGGGCAAGAUGAAGAAGAGCUCUUCCACUCCAUCCGCAUGGACAAUCCCUUCUACCCGAGAUGGCUGGACAAGGAAGCCCGGGACAUUUUAGUGAAGCUCUUUGUGAGGGAACCUGAGAAGAGGCUGGGCGUGAGGGGAGACAUCCGCCAGCAUCCUCUGUUUCGGGAGAUCAACUGGGAAGAACUUGAAAGAAAAGAGAUUGAACCACCUUUCAGGCCUAAAGUGAAAUCACCAUACGACUGCAGCAAUUUCGACAAAGAAUUCCUCAAUGAGAAGCCCCGCCUAUCAUGUGCCGACAGGGCACUCAUCAACAGUAUGGACCAGAACAUGUUCAGAAACUUUUCCUUCAUCAACCCAAGGAUGGAGAGGCUGAUAUCCUGAACUUCCCUCCCCCAGAGACCUCGCUCUGCGAACUGGUUCAAGCGAUAACACUUCUCCGGUCCCUUAUUUCAAAUGGGAAAAGGAACAAAACACUCAUCAAUAAAGGCCGAGACCUUUCAGCUCCUCA
This is a messenger RNA of Echinops telfairi (small Madagascar hedgehog), 2023 nucleotides long. It is a transcript of the gene PRKCQ, whose product is annotated as protein kinase C theta. Gene Ontology annotation, biological process: peptidyl-serine phosphorylation; intracellular signal transduction. The coding region runs from base 1 to 1896 and encodes 631 amino acids. The record is from RefSeq and is a predicted model, not a curated record. Gene Ontology annotation, molecular function: ATP binding; diacylglycerol-dependent serine/threonine kinase activity. Lineage: Eukaryota; Metazoa; Chordata; Mammalia; Afrosoricida; Tenrecidae. The transcript has 16 exons.